This is a messenger RNA of Pelobates fuscus (common spadefoot toad), 2406 nucleotides long. It is a transcript of the gene RFTN2, whose product is annotated as raftlin family member 2. The coding region runs from base 188 to 1663 and encodes 491 amino acids. NCBI's taxonomy places the organism in Eukaryota, Metazoa, Chordata, Amphibia, Anura, Pelobatidae. The record is from RefSeq and is a predicted model, not a curated record. The transcript is spliced from 9 exons.
AGCCUGUGCUUCUGAAUUUGAGAUCUCUUCUGCAGAGCCUGCAUGUGAAUAGGACAAAUCACAUUGUAGUUUCAAGAACAUGGGCAGAAAUUGUUUUCAUAAACUGGCUGAUUUGGAAAUGGAGUAUUAAAUAUGUGAUACAUUUUACUUUUUUUUUUGUGAAAUAUUUUUUAAACACGCUUUCACCAUGGGGUGUGGACUGAGGAAACUAGAGGAUCCUGAUGACAGCAGUCCUGGAAAAAUAUUCUCUACACUUAAGAGGCCACAAGUAGAAACAAAAACGGAUUCUGCAUAUGAAUAUACAUUACUGGACUUUACUUUGGAAUCAUCCGUGAAUCCAAAUGUUAUUAAAAUAAAGUCCUUGCUUGAUAUUCCAAAUAAAUUGGAGGAAUAUUAUAUAAGAGGAUAUGUCGCUGCUGCAAUUCAUCCAAUUAUUCCCUCUACUGGACGUAGAAGAAAUUUAUCAGUUAGUUACUUGUAUCGAGUAGUAUUAUAUCGACUUAAAUUAAGUCAGAAACAUACAACAUCACCAGGACAAAGACUCGCCAGCCUUGUAAUAGAGGAAUGGAAUUCAAUAUGUGAAACACUGACUAAUGAUGGGAUGAGAACGCUGCUGGAAAAAGUCAAUGAAAAUUCUAGAAAAAGAAUGAAAUUUAUUGGGUUUGUAACAAACCAUUCCUACCAGUCAACCCACAUACGCCUGGAGCAACCAAAUUGCAGACACAAUGCUGCUGAUGAUAACAAUGUACAUUGGGCUGAAGGGACCCUGAGUGGACAGUCUUCUGAAAGUGGAAUUGAUGAAGAAAUCCAUUUGGGCAACGAAAGCUUUCAAGAUGCAGGUUUAAGAAGAGAGGACAGUUUGCGACAGUCAAGAAAGAACCAAGGGAAAACAUUGUAUGCAUUAUUUAACCUUGUGGAGAAUGAUGCAAGUUGCAGCAAGUAUAAGGAAGGAAACCUGUCGAUGAAAGUCUCGAGGAAAGGAACAACCAUAAGUUCUCUGGAAGCAGACUGGAUCGAAUUGACAAGUAGUCGUUACCAACAAGGACUAUCAUUAGUUGAUUCUAUAGUGUUCUGGGACCUAAUGAAAGGAGAACAGUCACCAAGAUCAUUGGAUGGAUUAUUUAUCUAUGAGGAAGAGAGCUCUCGAAGUCCGGUCUCAAAGAAGAGAGGAAAUGAUGCCAUAAUAGUAGAACAAUGGACUGUAUUUGAGGGCUUUGAAAUCAAAACAGACUAUGGACCCCUUCUGCACACUCUGGCAGAGUUUGGAUGGCUCCUCACCUGUGUCAUACCAACUCCAAUAAUAAGACACAACAGUGAAGGAAAUCUGACUACAAAGCAAAUUAUAUUUCUUCAAAGACCAGUUAUGACCAUGUCAACAGUUCAGUCACCUGAGAAGAAACCCACAAGGCAAGUUGCAAAUGAAGAAAAAAAUCAUGUCUCCAGUAGAAGCAUAGAAUUGCAUUCAGCUUCAACAAACACUUCUGAAAUGGGACAGUCGUCAGAUGAGUUUUGUCUGUCAUCUUCCAAACCUUAUUGGGCCAAAGAUGGAUUUCAACAGUUUGGAGGUUUUUCUGGUUUUAGUAGCAGUGAUAGUAUGCUGAGGGAUUUAGAUGAUGGACAGUUUGAACAGGAGGAUGGAGUUACCCAAGUUACUUGUAUGUAACCAGCAUUUCAGAGAACAGUUUUGAUGUCUAUUCCUAUAUAAAUUUUACAGGAGUGAAUGCAAUGUACAAUCCACAGUGUACUGUAAAGAACAAUACAAAUACCAGCGUCUGAAAUUGCACAUUUCGUCUGGCAUACAAUAAAUCAGGUCCAACAAUUUGUUGCUCAAAAGGAGCAUCCUUUAUCGUCACAUAACCAAAAUGGGGCAAUAUUUUGUUCUGCGUUCAAGUUCCUUCACCUUUCCUAGCUUGUUUGGUGAGUCUAAAUCACUAGGCUUGAAAGGAAAUGAUAUGAUAAAAACUAUAUUAUUAAUGCAAUAUGUCUAGAUCUGAGAUUAUAGGAUAUGAUAAGAACUCUGUUCAAGUGAAAAAGGUCAAAUAAGUCUGCAGACACAUUUUGUAUUAUAGAUGUGCCACGUCACUAAUCAGUUAAAGGCCAAUAUUAACAUCUGCUGUGUCACAGCUAUUUUGUCAAUCUGUCGGGUGCUGAUAUUUUCCUCUCUUGUAAAGCAGGCACUGUGUAUUGAAGAGAUACUCUAGUGCCAGUAAUGCAAAGCUGUAUUCCAGGCACUAUUGCUCCCCCUACCUACCCUCUAUCUCACGUCCCUCCACACCCCUUCGCCCGGGUAAAUAAAGAGUUAAAUACCCUUUAUUUACUCACUCUUGCUGCAUAGUGAGUACUAUUUUGUUUUGAAGUUCCAUGUAUUUUUUCUGGAGUUUUUUUUCCAGAUCCUCAUAUCUUUUU